CUCCACUUCUCUCUCUCUCUCUCUCUCUCUCUCUCUCUCUCUCUCUCUCUCUCUACAUUUUCUUGACGGAUUCUCAGAGGCUUUCUCUGGAGCCAAACGACGGCCAAGCAUGAGGAGAGAUGAUCUCUAUAUCACAGUACCCAGCUUCUUCCGGUGUCCGAUUUCGCUCGAUCUGAUGAAAUCGCCUGUGAGUCUCUGCACCGGCGUUACCUAUGACCGCGCCAGCAUCCAGCGCUGGCUCGACGGUGGCAACAACACUUGCCCGGCGACGAUGCAGGUCCUUCAAAGCAAGGAGUUCAUCCCCAACCGUACUCUACAGCGCCUCAUCGAGCUCUGGUCCGAGUCAGUACGUCGCCGCGCGACCGUCGAGUCGCCGGAGUCCGCCGCACCGACGCGGGACGAGGUCGCCAUCGCGAUCGAGAGAGUCAAAUUCGAGAAGGAAGUUCGCGAUGACCUCGAGAUGCUCUCGAAGAUCCUCCGAUUCGCCAGAGAAUCUGAGGAGAAUAGAGAAUUUCUCGCCGGGAAGGAGGAUUUCGUGCCAAUGCUUGUGGAUCUCAUGGGCCAAGUAGAUUCUAGAACCUUCUCAAUCCCUAAAUUGCAGGUGAUUCAAGAGGCUGUGAUGAUUCUGAGCGUUGUCCGGAGUAAAAUCUCCGAUCGGAAACGGUUUUCCAAUCUGAUCCUAUCAAAUGGUCGAGAUUGCUUGACGGCAUUCGUCGUCCUGCUCAAGAGCAGGAAUAGCCAUAUGAAAAUCGACUGCGCCGCCGUGUUGGAGUUCAUCGCCGUCGACGCCGAAUCGAAACUUUUGAUCGCUGAGAGAGACGGAUUAAUCCACGAACUGAUUAAGUCGAUAAACAGAGAUAACGAUCAGAGCUUGAUCGAAGCGAGCCUUUCCUGCUUGAUCGCGAUCGCGUCACCGAAGCGCGUGAAGCUCACCCUCGUCCGAGAAAAUCUCGUAACGGAGCUCACGAAGCUGUUGACAGAUCCGGCGACGGCGAGCGCUUCGGUGAUCGAGAAAUGCCUGAAACUUCUGGAGACGCUUGCGUCCUGCAAGGAAGGCCGGGCGGAGAUCUGCGGUGGUGUAGAUGCGGCGGAGAAGGAGACGGCGUGCGUGGUGGCGGUGGUGAAGAAGCUGAUGAAGGUGUCGGCGGCGGCGACGGAGCAUGCCGUGACGGUGCUGUGGAGCGUCUGUUAUCUUUUCAAGGAAGAGAAGGCGCAGGAGGCCGUCAUGAGAACUAACGGCGUUACCAAGAUUCUGUUACUGUUGCAGAGCAACUGCUCCCCCGCCGUCAGGCAUAUGCUAACGGAUCUGUUAAAGGUCUUCAAGGUUAAUUCCAGGUCCUGCCUUUCCGCUUACGACACCAAAACGACACACAUCAUGCCGUUUUGAUCCCCCCCCCCC
Molecule: messenger RNA, 1399 nt
Organism: Tarenaya hassleriana
Lineage: Eukaryota; Viridiplantae; Streptophyta; Magnoliopsida; Brassicales; Cleomaceae
Product: U-box domain-containing protein 27
Exons: 1
Coding region: 110-1387 (425 amino acids)
Biological process (GO): protein ubiquitination
Molecular function (GO): ubiquitin protein ligase activity
Source: RefSeq, a predicted model, not a curated record